UCCGUUCAACGCUGACCGCUGUCGUCUGUCGUCCAUCUCAUGUAAAUCGGUUGUGAAUUAUUGUAAUCGGUUGCGGGUUGUAGUUGUGGGUUGCCGAAUCCACUUUUAUUAUCAAUAUUGUAAAGCAAUAGUAUAUGAAUAAUUUAAGUGUUCAUAUUAAUUCAAGUGCAUCUUUACAAUAAGGUCAAAUUGAUUUAACAGAAAAGUGGACAUAUUUAAAUAUGUCGAGUGAUACGGCGAAGAAUUUUUCAAACCUUGAGACUCCUGGGUAUGUUGGAUUUGCGAAUUUGCCUAAUCAGGUCCAUCGUAAAUCUGUAAAAAAAGGUUUUGAGUUCACACUGAUGGUUGUAGGGGAAAGUGGGUUGGGAAAAUCCACUCUUGUGAACUCUCUGUUUUUAACAGAUCUUUAUCCUGAGAGAGUUAUUCCAGACGCUACAGAGAAAUUGAAUCAGACUGUAAAACUUGAUGCAUCUACAGUAGAGAUUGAAGAGCGUGGUGUGAAACUGCGAUUGACUGUUGUUGAUACUCCUGGAUAUGGAGAUGCCAUUGAUAACACAGACUGCUUCAAAUCAAUUAUACAAUACAUUGAUGAGCAAUUUGAGAGGUUCCUUCGUGAUGAAAGCGGUCUUAAUCGACGUAACAUUGUAGACAACAGAAUUCAUUGUUGUUUCUACUUUAUAUCUCCAUUUGGACAUGGAUUGAAACCAUUGGAUAUUGAAUUUAUGAAACAAUUGCAUAACAAGGUGAACAUUGUACCCGUGAUUGCAAAGGCAGAUUGUCUUACUAAGAAAGAAGUUCAGAGGCUUAAGUCCAGGGUGAUGGAGGAAAUAGAAAGAGAGGGUAUUAAGAUAUACCCUUUGCCUGAUUGCGAUAGCGAUGAAGAUGAAGAUUACAAAGAGCAGGUUCGUCAACUUAAAGCGGCUGUUCCGUUCGCCGUAUGCGGCGCCGGACAGCAACUGGAAGUACGCGGACGCCGUGUUAGAGGUCGUCUCUAUCCGUGGGGCGUGGUCGAAGUUGAGAACCCGGAACAUUGCGACUUCAUCAAACUACGGACUAUGCUUAUAACUCAUAUGCAAGACUUGCAAGAAGUAACUCAAGAGGUUCAUUACGAGAACUAUCGCUCAGAGAGGUUGGCUAGGAACGGACAAGUACCAAAAAGACAUACAUCAACCGAAAGUGGACUUAGCGAGAACUCAAACGAUUUGGCAAAUGGUUCGACUGAAGAUGGUUCUGGACGCGACAAAGUACUCCGUGAAAAGGAAGCGGAGUUGCGUCGAAUGCAAGAGAUGCUUGAACAAAUGCAGCGUCAAAUGCAACUGCAAGCUGCCAGUACAACAACUGCAUAGUGCACGCUCCACGCACAGUUGGACAAUGGUAUGGCUGUCCGGCUGCCUGAUUCGUGUGACGUCGUCAAUUCAAUAUUACGCGCCAUCCCGUACUGUGUAACCUCCACUUAACUUCGAAUAUAAAUCAAUAAAUUUAUUAGAGAUUUAUAAAUAACCGAGGUUAGAAUGCCAAAAAUAUAUUAUAUACGACCUUUUCUAAGCUUGAAAAACGCAUUGCAAACAAAUAAUGUAAUUUCCGAAAGUUUUGUGUUUUAUGGAAACUAUGGUGAUGACUAUUAAAGUUAAAAUUAAACAUAAUAAAAAUAUGGUUUAAUAUUCAAAUAAAAAAUUAUAGGUCAAUAGAAUAAGGUUUAAUUUUCUAAGGAAAGUUCGUGAAUUUGUACUAUACCUUUGUUAUUCUAGCCUCAAAAAUAGGUUCCUAAUUAUAAGAAAUUAUAUUGCACCUUUGUGUUUAUUCGUAUUAAAUAGUGUAUUAUGUACUUUAGCUUAAGGUUUUAAUAGUGACGGACAACGUCUGGUUUCUUAAUGUCGUAAAAGCAGAUUUAAUUAUAUAGGAAAUAUUUGAUCUGACUCCUAACAAGAAUUUUCUCGAAAUGUUUUUAUUCUCAUUUUAGUGCCAUCUAUUUCAGUAUGAUUUAUUCAAGUAUUAUUUUAUUGUAUUUUAACUAUUUGACUGAAUGUGUGUAUUGUCCCAAAUUAUUUCUAAAUUUCAUGUGUCAUUCAAUGUGUCACGCUUAAUGGCGCCGCGUAUUACGUAAGCACUAUAGGAGUGGGAGGCACCUACUUAUUUGAAGAUUAAGUCAACAGUAAUUAUAUACUUUUUUUAUAUAAAUUACCCAAACAUUGUCUUUGUUUGAAAACGAAAUGCAUUUUCGAGGAUGCCUACAAAGAAUUAUACGUUUAUGUACUAUUUUGAGAGCUUCGCUGACAAGAAGUGGGGGGAUUCAUUGGGAAUUGAGAAGUCUGAAUGAAAUUUUUUUGGGAAUCUUAUAGUAGGUACUUAACUUUUGGCGAAUAUCUAUGUGACACAGAGGAGGCAUAGAAUAAUUGUAUUUUACAUUAGUAAUAUUCUAGGAUUAUUGAUAGUUUUCCAUGUGGUGCAUUUAUAGAACUUAAGACUUAUCUCUGUUUAUCAUUUAUUUACAACGUCAAUAAAGAUGACCCUAAUAAGCCAAUCUCGUCUUGGGCAAUGUCUUAUAUGAGAAAAUAUCAUAGAGAAAUUGAGUGACAGCUCUUAAAUUUAGAGAUUGACGUUGUUGUAAACGGCCUGAAUUCUACUUUGACGGACUUUGUGCAUUAUUAUACACACCUUGAUAGGGCCAAAACUAGCCAUGGUAUAGUCUCUGAUGUUUGUUAAUGCUGUUUUAUAUAUGACCUAUGCCUUACUUCAGACUUAGAGAAUGUUCAGAUAAAUCUUAGAUGUAAUUGGUGCCAAAGUUAGAAAAUUCUUAUCGAUGAAUAUCAACGAAAAAUUAAAGUCACAAUACACAACAAUGUAGUAAAAUUGUAAUGAUUAUUAAUAAUCAAAUAUAAUGUAAAACUAUGUAUGUAAUCAUAUUUUUUAUAAUAAAAUACUUAUAUUGACAA
Messenger RNA from Pieris rapae (cabbage white), 2933 nucleotides. It is a transcript of the gene Septin1, whose product is annotated as septin-1. The transcript has 11 exons. Lineage: Eukaryota; Metazoa; Arthropoda; Insecta; Lepidoptera; Pieridae. The record is from RefSeq and is a predicted model, not a curated record. Gene Ontology annotation, biological process: regulation of exocytosis; cytoskeleton-dependent cytokinesis; cell division. Gene Ontology annotation, molecular function: molecular adaptor activity; GTPase activity; GTP binding. Gene Ontology annotation, cellular component: septin complex; synaptic vesicle; microtubule cytoskeleton. Bases 222 to 1346 code for a protein of 374 amino acids.